AACAAGGUGUUAAAAUUAAAUAUUAAAAAGUUCAAAGUAAAUAGUAAACAAAAAACUAACCGUUCUUAUUGAAAAAGUUUAAACAGUUAGAUAUUCAAAUGACAAAUACUUUUAUUUUUCCUAUUUAUUAGGAUUACUGAUUAGUGUAUAAUGAGUAAUGCUAUACAAUAAUAAUGUCUAUGAAUAUAAAUGAUAUAUUUAUAGGAGAGGUUGCAUCUGUCCAAAACUAUGGGGCAUUUAUUAGAAUACCAGGAACCAAACAACAAGGUCUUGUACAUCGCACACAGUUGUCUAGAGUGCCUGUGGAUGAUGCUACAGAUGUUUUAUCUAAAGGUGAUAAAAUAUGGGCCAAAGUUAUUGGAACAGAUGAAGGAAAGAUUUCUCUAUCUAUGAAACUCGUUGAUCAAGGUAGUGGCAGAGAUUUAGAUCCCAAUGGAGUUCAAAUGUUUCAAGAUGAACAAAGAAGAAAGAUUCAACCCAAUUCGAAGGGUAAAAGAACAAUCCAAUUAGAUGCAGUUUAUAACACAAAGUGUGUAAGAUGUGGAACAGGUGGACAUUUAGCCAAAGAUUGUUUUAAAGGCACAUCUGGAAAAAUAUAUGAUCUUUUGCCAGAAGAUGAUGAGACUGAGGUAUUAGCACCUAUUCAAUCUGAAAAGUCUGAAGUAAUGAAUAAAGAUGAUUUAUCAACAAAUGAAAAAAGCAAAAAAAAGAAAAAGAAGAAAAAGUCUAGUGAACCAAAGAAAAAAAAGAAAAGAAAAAGACAUUUAUCGACUUCUUCAUCAAAUAGUUCCAGUUCUGAGGAGAGUUCAAAAAGAAAAUCGAAGAAACACAAAAAAAAGAAGAAGAAUUAACAAAAUACUUUUUAUUGGACAUAUUUCAAUAUAACUCACUGACUUAUAUAUCUAGUUCAUUUUAUUUUAAAAUGUUAAUAUUUAAUCCAUUUAUUAUUAGUGUAUAACCCAAGACUAAGAAAUAAAUACUAGAAAUAUA
Aphis gossypii (cotton aphid) is the source of this 990-nucleotide messenger RNA. Its product is annotated as zinc finger CCHC domain-containing protein 17-like. Bases 174 to 851 code for a protein of 225 amino acids. Gene Ontology annotation, molecular function: RNA binding; zinc ion binding. The record is from RefSeq and is a predicted model, not a curated record. Gene Ontology annotation, biological process: RNA stabilization. NCBI's taxonomy places the organism in Eukaryota, Metazoa, Arthropoda, Insecta, Hemiptera, Aphididae. The transcript is spliced from 6 exons.